Molecule: messenger RNA, 267 nt
Organism: Macrosiphum euphorbiae (potato aphid)
Lineage: Eukaryota; Metazoa; Arthropoda; Insecta; Hemiptera; Aphididae
Source: the annotation of a GenBank genome assembly
AUGGCUGAAUAUAGCAGUAACUUGUCUGACGCGAUGGGCGCUUUGUCUGUAGCCGAUGACCACUACAUAGAACCCGAAUUGGACGACAACAUUCAGGCACAACUAAGAAAAAUCAAAAAUGAUUUCGAAAGUGUUUUCUCGUGGGACAUUCUUCAAUUAUCGGAAUUCGAUCAAAAUAUAAUGUUUAACAUAAUUGAUAAAGUACAAGAAAACCUAGAAAUGAUCAUCAUGGAUGGCAAGGACGAUGAAUUCAAUUUUUCUAGGUAA